CACCCUCUCUCUUUCUCUCAUUCACAUAAAGCAGGACGAGGUGUCAUGGUAUUAACAUACAAUGCUCCCGGGCUAUUUUUUUUUCUUACAUCAUACCUAUUAGAGGUUCAGGUUUUUAUAGACACACAACAUCAGUGAGAUGAAAGACCUCGUGGCUCUUCAGUCGGAUCAACACUUUUUGUAUGUUUUUUCCAAAGUCAAGUUUUCGCUCUGAGAGUUGGAGAAGCAUCUUGGGAGCUACAAGUUAUUCGAACACACUGGAUUGCUGUCGUUGAGGGAAAUAUAUUUUUUGUUGUUGUUGUUGGGAAAACUUUUGUACUUUUCUCGUGUGUGAAGAAAAAUCCUUUCCCAUCAAAGGCAUUCAGGUGUGUUUCUUCUGCCAUGAAAGCUCAGCGUGUGUCAGACGCUUUGCGCAGAUGCUGGAAAUCUGCUACCUGGAUCCUCACCUGCCUGCUGGUAUCAGUGUUCCUCAUCGCCAUCACCAAUAUUCUGCCAUCCGGAGAUCACAAGCUGAAACGAAGAUCAGUCCCCACCAAUAACACAAGUCCUGCAGGGAAAACACAGUCUCAAGUACGGCUGAUGAAUGGUAAAUCCCAGUGUGAGGGUCGUGUGGAGGUCCUGCAUAACGGCACAUGGGGGACGGUCUGUGAUGAUGACUGGGACAUGGUGGACUCCAAUGUGGUCUGCAGACAGCUGGACUGCGGUGUGGCCGUGGCCGUCGGAAGCAGCUCCAGAUUUGGACAAGGCUCCGGUCCAAUUCUGCUGGACAACGUGGACUGUAAAGGAGGAGAGAUGGACUUGAGCCAGUGUGGGAAUCAGGGAUGGGGCGUCCAUAACUGCUACCAUUAUGAAGAUGUGGCCGUCACAUGUAGAGGCAAUAAUGUUGUUGAAAUGCGAGCGGCGCCCACCACACCAACCCCCCAGAGCUCUGGAUUAAGAGAUGGAUCGGUUCGUCUGGCGGGGGCGGCGGACCGCUGUCAGGGCCGGGUGGAGGUCUACUAUCAGGGAAACUGGGGGACGGUGUGUGAUGAUGACUGGAGCAUAGCAGAUGCCACAGUCGUGUGUCAACAGCUCAGCUGCGGGUCAGCGGUCGGAGCUCCAACAAAUGCCUACUUCGGCUACGGCACGGGCCGGAUUCUGCUGGACAACGUGAACUGCAACGGGCACGAGAGCAGCCUGGCCUCCUGCUACAGCCUCGGGUGGGGAGUCAAUAACUGCGGACACCAUGAGGACGCCGGCGUUAUCUGCUCAGGGUCAAGCUCCACCAUGAUGCCGGAUAUAAACACAGAUACUGCAGGCAGAGGAUUCCUCUUUCCAGAAAGCACAGCAGUGACAGAAAUGCCAGUGGCAGCUACUGAAAUGACAACCACAGUGAGGACUACUGCAUCAACGACCAAAGAGAAGCCCAGUAUUCGUCUGGUGAACGGUCAGGACAGUUGUCAGGGCCGAGUGGAGGUGCUGUACUUCACCAUCUGGGGAACGGUGUGUGACGAUGACUGGGACAUGGACAACGCUCAGGUGGUCUGCAAGCAGAUGGGGUGCGGCCCGGCCCUCGCUGCCAAAUCUCUGGCUUUCUUCGGCUACGGCUCCGGUCCAAUCCUCCUGGAUAACGUGGACUGUAACGGCAGCGAGAAGAAGCUGAGCGACUGCUUCAAUCUGGGCUGGGGACAGCAUAACUGCGGACAUUAUGAGGACGCUGGAGUCAUCUGUGCACCACCUAUGGAUUUUGUGGUAAUGGGAAGAGACUUUGCAGGGAUAACAGACAAGCCUUCAAUAACUACAACUACAACUGCAACAACCACAACUACAACACCAGCGGAUGCCUCCAUCAGGCUGAUUGGCGGUGUGCAUCGCUGUGAGGGUCGUGUGGAGAUUUACCUGAGAGGAGAAUGGGGAACGGUGUGCGAUGACGCCUGGGAUCUUACGGAUGGUACGGUGGUGUGCAGACAGAUGGGCUGCGGCGGGCCAAGAGUGGCUCAGGGCUCAGCGUUUUUCGGUCCCGGUCGUGGCACCAUCCACAUGGACAAUCUGAAAUGCACGGGCGCAGAAGCCACUCUCAUCCACUGCUCACACAUAGCAUGGAACGUCCACAACUGUGACCACUCAGAGGACGCCAGUGUCACAUGUGCACUCUAAUGACACAGGCCACGCCCACCUGGCUGAUCCAAUGGAAACACUAGAGUGGAAAAGGACUUGUAUAAGUUGUACAUAACACCUCACGCCAACCUUGAUGGAUAGAUUAAUAAAAUGUUAUGGGUAUUUGGGUUGGAAACAAGAAGAUGAAAAAUAAGUUAUGCCAAUAUUGUUAUACAGGGUGGGUGAAAAGUAACCAGGGUUCAAAUGGGACCUAUUAUGCAGAAAUCUCUUUAAACACAGUUGUGUGUCAGCAGUGUGCGAAUAUA
Molecule: messenger RNA, 2402 nt
Organism: Danio rerio (zebrafish)
Lineage: Eukaryota; Metazoa; Chordata; Actinopteri; Cypriniformes; Danionidae
Source: RefSeq, a predicted model, not a curated record